Messenger RNA from Mastomys coucha (southern multimammate mouse), 1413 nucleotides. It is a transcript of the gene Rab39a, whose product is annotated as RAB39A, member RAS oncogene family. The transcript has 2 exons. Gene Ontology annotation, biological process: Rab protein signal transduction. Gene Ontology annotation, cellular component: Golgi membrane. NCBI's taxonomy places the organism in Eukaryota, Metazoa, Chordata, Mammalia, Rodentia, Muridae. The record is from RefSeq and is a predicted model, not a curated record. The coding region runs from base 124 to 777 and encodes 217 amino acids. Gene Ontology annotation, molecular function: GTPase activity; GTP binding.
GCGGCUACCAGGCGGCGGCCGCAGCCGCAGGAAAAUGCUGGAAGCCGGAGGGCGCGCGCGUAGGUGCUGAAGGGACAGUUCCUUCGUCAGAACUUGCUCCUGAGCGCACGGGGCACGUCAGAGAUGGAGACUAUUUGGAUCUAUCAGUUCCGCCUUAUCGUGAUCGGAGACUCUACGGUGGGCAAGUCGUGCCUUCUGCACCGCUUCACCCAGGGCCGCUUCCCAGGGCUGCACUCCCCCGCCUGCGACCCCACAGUCGGCGUGGACUUCUUCUCGCGCCUGCUGGAGAUUGAGCCGGGCAAGAGGAUCAAGCUGCAGCUCUGGGACACGGCGGGGCAGGAGCGCUUCAGAUCAAUAACGCGAUCCUAUUACCGCAACUCGGUUGGAGGAUUUUUAGUGUUUGACAUUACUAACCGACGGUCUUUUGAACAUGUGAAAGAUUGGCUAGAAGAAGCGAAAAUGCAUGUACAGCCUUUCCAGAUUAUAUUUCUACUGGUGGGACAUAAAUGUGAUCUAGCUUCAGAACGUCAGGUUUCCAGGGAGGAAGCUGAGAAGCUGUCAAGAGACUGUGGAGUGAAGUAUAUAGAAACCUCAGCAAAAGAUGCAACAAAUGUUGAAGAGUCCUUUACAAUCUUGACAAGAGACAUAUAUGAACUUAUUAAGAAAGGAGAGAUUUGUAUUCAGGAUGGAUGGGAAGGGGUUAAAAGUGGUUUCGUUCCAAAUACUGUGCAUUCUUCUGAGGAAGCAGUGAAGCCCAGAAAAGAGUGUUUCUGUUGACUUCAACCUGCUGAAGAACUACCACAGACAGACCAUGUCACUCUGGAUCAAUAUCAACGUUCACAGCAGAAUGACGCAAGGAGUGAACAUCUACAAACAUCCAGACCCGUUUCAUAAGCUGGUGGACACAACGCUGUGUCUCACCACAUACACACAGGCUGGGUGGUCUGCUAAGUUAGGAGGAAAGGGAGACAACUUUUCUCUUGAAACCAGGGUCUACAAAAUUACAUCCAUUCUCACUUGUUAGCAUAUAGCUGACCUUAAUGUCCAGACAUGUCAGUAUUAAUCAUCUUUCUAGACAGCUGAAAAUAGAAAUUUUUUAUACCCCUGUAAUCCAGCUGAAAAGAGUGUAUCAGGAUUUAUAUUCUCCUGAGUUAACUAGUAUUGAAUACAAAUUGCACUUGAAGGGCCAAUGAGGUGACCCCUGGGUAAAGAAGCUUGCCACCAAAUCUGAAGACUGUGUUUCAUCCCUGAAGUUCCUAUGUAGAAGGAAAGAACCCACUUCCCUUGAAGCUGUCCCCUAACUACAUGCACACUGUCAUACACAUAGCUGUCCCCUGACUAUAUGCACACUGUCAUACACAUAGCUGUCCCCUGACUACAUGCACACCGUCAUACACAUAGCUGUCCCCUGAC